Thlaspi arvense is the source of this 462-nucleotide messenger RNA. NCBI's taxonomy places the organism in Eukaryota, Viridiplantae, Streptophyta, Magnoliopsida, Brassicales, Brassicaceae. The record is from the annotation of a GenBank genome assembly.
AUGGCUUUGAUGCUACUGCUGGCGGAGCUGGGGAGAGCGUUGGAUCUGAGGAUGGUGGCGCCAGACCAGACGGUGGAGGAGGCGGAAAGCGGGAUCGGAGAACACGCGCGGAGGCUGUUGGGGGUGAAGGUGCUGCUGGAGGUGUCGCCCGCGCCUGAGUCAUGGAAGGAGGUGCAGAGGGAGCUGCGGCAGAGUGCAGUGGCCCUAAAGCAGGAUGUGUACAUGCUUAUCCAGAGCAGACCCAACGCAGAGAGGCUGCGACUGCGCCGCCUGUACUCGGCGCUCUUCAACAGAGUUAGCAGCCUUGACUACGCCGCAAGGGAAGGGGACGAGGCCCGCCCCCACAUCAGCCCCCACAUAACUCUCUCCCCACCCACCAGAAACCAGUUGUUUAAGAAGGAAGCUUCUAGUCGAUUGAGAAGCAAGAAGAAGCCCUCACUUGAUCAAACUUUGGUGCCCUAA